Messenger RNA from Lodderomyces margitis, 1479 nucleotides. RefSeq lists its product as uncharacterized. The transcript has a single exon. The record is from RefSeq and is a predicted model, not a curated record. Bases 1 to 1479 code for a protein of 492 amino acids. Lineage: Eukaryota; Fungi; Ascomycota; Pichiomycetes; Serinales; Debaryomycetaceae.
AUGCUUAUGUCAACCAUAGCCUUGUUGCACCUACUUUUGUUUAUUACUUCCUGUGUGGGUGCUAUGCGUCCAACAAUAUUAACUGGCAAUAAUGGUGCCAUUUGCCAAUGGGUUCAAAAACGUGCCGACAACGACGCUGACUCUUUCGUGAAGCUCAUUGCUGAUGAAUCUAUAGUUGGCUACAAGAUACCUGCCUUGAUCUUCAAUUACCAAGAUAUUGCCAAUUUUUCAUCUGUUCCCACAAUUGAAACCUUCACUGACUUGUAUCGCGCAAACAAAACAGACUUAUACCCGAGGAUGUUGAGCGAGGGUGUCUUCAAUUUAGAUGCUGCUGAAGGGCAUUCAGUUAACAAGCUGCGGUUCUGGAGUGGUAUCAUUGACAAAGAGAUUACAUUUCGUGUCCCAGUUUCCGGAAUUUAUUGUGUCUACAUUGCGCCAGACCCAAUGAAAGUGCCUGAUUUUGAAUUACCGAUCUACUUUAAAAACUACUAUGGAAAUUUAGACUACGCUUAUUACGUGCAUUAUACAGGCUUAAAAUGGUUGAUUAUUGUUUUUGCUGUGCUUAUUGUUGCAAUGCAAAAAUUGGUAAAAGUUGAGGAUGCCAAAGGAGCACAAAGUUUGAGCUCAGUGAAGGCUAUAACAAACACCCUUGUCUACUUGACACUUAUUUCUUUUAUUGUGGUGCAGUUGUUUCAAUUCUUCAAAUUGUUCAUGCAAAAUAGCGUACUUCUACCAUAUCAAAAGUCUUCCAUAGGUCCCAUUUGGCAAUUCGUUUCUCUAAUUGCAAAUCAUUUUCAUGACGUUUUUGAAUUGUAUCUUGGACUAUUAUUUUCAAUGGGCCUUGGUGUCACUUAUUACUAUACUGAUGUGCAGAACUAUAGAGAGUUUCCACUGGACUGGCUCCGAAAAACUAUUAUACUUUUUAUGGCUCAUUGUUUAAUUAUGUUUCUUAGGGAUUUGUGUUUGAAGUGGUCAUAUAAUAUUCCGUUUAUCGGAACAGCGAGGAACAUUCUGUCAGAUAGCAUUGCCACAGUCUUAGAUUAUACACAAAUCCCUAUUUAUUGUAUUUGGUAUGCCUUGUCGGCAGUAUUUUAUUUGAAAACAAAAAAGAAGUUGACGCUUGUUCCUCCCAACUUAGAUAUGGGAUCUACAGAAAAUGUUGUUUCAGCAUUCAAGAAAACAACUUUGGUCAUUUGGAUUGUACCUUCCGUUAUAUAUGGUUUAGGGACCAUAUUUAUGGGCCUUUCAGUAUUCUUCUACACCGAUAAGAACCUAAUUAUUGAAAUAGCUGAGGGUUCAGAUCGCGCCGAAAUAUACAUGUCUUUGGUAUUGAAGCAGGAGAAGGAAAUACAGAAAAUGGUAGUAAUUCUUGGUUCGGAACUUUUGUCUUGGAUUAGCACCUUUCUUUCGAUGAGUGCCAUUUAUUUGAUUUGGGUUAGUAGUAGCAAUAGAGCAACAAUCGACAGAAAGGUGCAAUAG